Molecule: messenger RNA, 728 nt
Organism: Labrus bergylta (ballan wrasse)
Lineage: Eukaryota; Metazoa; Chordata; Actinopteri; Labriformes; Labridae
Source: RefSeq, a predicted model, not a curated record
AAAACGUUCUUUUCUUUUUCUCCCUGAAGCCUCGAUCAGGGCAGAGGGCGACUUUUCUCCAGGGUCCGGGGAAGGUGGUGAUGGUCGCUAUCUGCAUCAACGGGCUGAACUUCUUCUUCAAGCUGCUGGCGUGGGUCUACACGGGCUCAGCCAGCAUGUUCUCAGAGGCCAUCCACUCUCUGGCCGACACCUGCAACCAGGCUCUGCUCGCACUCGGGAUCAGCCAGUCGGUGCGCAACCCUGACGCCGUGCACCCGUACGGCUUCUCCAACAUGCGCUACAUCGCCUCGCUCAUCAGCGGCGUGGGGAUCUUCAUGAUGGGAGCUGGCCUCUCCUGGUACCAUGGCAUCAUGGGAUUGCUGCACCCUGAACCCAUGGAGUCUCUGUUGUGGGCGUACUGUAUUCUAGCGGGCUCUCUGGUGUCUGAAGGAGCCACGCUACUCGUAGCCAUCAACGAGAUCAAGAAGAGCGCCCGGCAGCAGGAAGUGUCUUUUUAUGAAUACGUGAUGCAGAGUCGAGACCCCAGCACCAACGUGGUGCUGCUGGAGGACGCCGCCGCCGUGUUAGGAGUUAUCAUGGCGGCCGGGUGCAUGGGUAAACCUCACUACGACAGUCUGGGCUCUCUGGGCGUCGGCACCCUGCUGGGCUGCGUCUCCGCCUUCCUCAUCUACUCCAACACGGAGGCUCUGCUGGACGCUCCAUCCAGCCCGAGCGUGUGCAGAAGCUGA